AUGAGCAACCCACUCGAUCUAUCCACAAGAUGGAGCACGUCAGACACAAUUCGUAUCCGGUGGAUCCGGCACUCACAACCGGUUCCGCGCCAGUUCCGCCAAACGGACCCAAUCCUCCACAUCGGAGCCCUCUCCGGCGGCGGCCACUCGCCUGCGUCCGCUGCCGACGCCGCAAGGUCCGCUGCGAUGGCGCUCUACCGGCCUGUUCCAAUUGUGCCAAAGCCGGUGUCGAGUGCUUCGAGGGACGAGCGUUGGGAUCAGUGUCGCGAAGUACACACCAAUAGUCGACUGCAUUAUUUGGAACAGCGGGUGCGUGAACUCGAGGCAAUCGGAGGCCAGACGCCGCAGUCGGACAGUUCCGAGAACAGCCAAAGCCCGUUCGCUCCUGCCCAGUUGGAGAUUGGGCCCAUCAUUCCCCCACAUCCACCUACACCGAGCAAUCUACGCCCAAAUCAAGAACAGGGCAAUCCUGUAUCUGCAGCCGAGUCUCCAGCCGUCUCCGUAUCCAGCCGCAUCACUCGCGAUCAACCGCUGGCUCAUGAAGUCGGCCUCCUCUCUCUCUCCAACACGACAGAUCCCAAGUACCUAGGGCCCUCAUCAGGAGUUUCUUUUGCACGGCUAAUCUACGAGAGUGUACCGCAGUCGCAAGGCUUGCCACUGUCGUUUCUCCAUGAGGAACAGCAUGGCCCUCGUCCGACUACUGACGGUGGAAGGCAGGGGAUUGUUCUCGAUAACAUUCCUCCUAUCAAUCUACCCUCGCUUGGGGACUGUCAGCAGUUCGUAGAGGCAUACUUUGAUGGCACUCCCUUCUUUCCGCUGAUUUCCCAGGAUGCUGUCUAUUCGCUGCUUGGCGAGGUCCAGCGUUUCAAUGAAACUUCAACCUGGUGUAGUCGGCUUCCGAUCAGACUGGCCUCGGCACAGCUUCUGCUUGUCCUUUCUCUCGGGGCACGGUUUUUAGAGGCCAGACUUGGGGCUGAUUAUUCCUCACGCGAUCUGUUCCUAGCCGGCAUGGCAAAUUGCUCUCACGUCAACCUUCAUGAUACUGUCGAAGGCGUACAGGUGCUUCUCUUGAUGGUGCUUCACAGCUUCUAUAACCCAGAGUCGCUCAACGCUUGGUACCUCAUACACACCAUCAUUGCGAGCUGCCUGGAUCUGGGAUUGCAACGGCGCGAUAGCUAUGCCCGAAGUACAGAGUCACAAAGCCAGAGAACCGAGGUGUUCUGGUGCGCUUACUCAAUGGAUCGUACUCUCACAACCAUUCUCGGUCGCCCCCUGACAUUGCGCGAUGAAGCGAUUGACCAGCCCUUCCCCGGGCUCGAUAGCAACGAGGUGGAAGAAGCAGCUACUCGAUGGCAUCGCUCGUCCGGCCGGGCGUCGGAUGGAAACAACACAAACCCAGUUACCUCAGCAUAUAUGCCUUACAUAUACUCACUCCGCUUUGACCGAAUAGUAGCAGAGAUCAAAUUGAUGAUAUACCGCGUCUCACGCUCCCCGAGCCGCUUCCCCUGGCCAGACGGAGAUAACCUCGCUACGUGGCAGGCAGAGGCCGAGCACGCAUGCACAACACUCAUAGCGGUGGUGCAAGCCAGACAGCAGGGGCGCCCAUCGUGUGGACCCAACCCACUCUCCGGAACAGCAGUGAGACGCCUCGAGAUCAAAUAUCACCAGUGCAUCAUGCUCCUGUACAGACCGAGUCCGCAGAUCCCACAUCCGAGCUUGCCCGCCAUCCAAGCGUGCUUCAACAGUGCCAUGCAGAUCAUCAAAAUAUGUGCAGAGCUGCACCGUUUCUCGAACCUGGAAUGCUCAUGGCUUACUGCACACUCGAUCUUUGUCGCCGCUAUCACCGUGCUGUAUUGUCUCUGGACGUACCCGGCUGUCUGUGGCCUGAGACCAAUGACAGAAUGCCUCGCGCGAACCGAGACAGCGCUUCGGAUUCUCUCUUUUCUCGGCCAGUGGUGGUCCGUGGCGCAGGAGCCCUGCCAGAAGCUCUCACGGCUUAUCGCGUUGACGAGAGAGGGGCCGCAUUCCCUGAUGGAGAGGGCAGAUCCGAUGGGAAACCCCUCCCAAGGUGCGGCUGCCGAGGUUCAAGGCGUAGAUGGCGAAGGCAGGUCGCUGCUCAUAGAUGAACUUGGGGUCUUGCGGGAUCUGUUCGAUCUCGGGUGGCUGAAUGACUUUGGGCUGGAUACCGCGCAGCCUGCAAGUUGGGACUCGAAUCUUAUGGAUGGCUUCGAGACGAGUGGACAUGAUGCUGGGUUGAACGGGUAG
Aspergillus calidoustus is the source of this 2265-nucleotide messenger RNA. NCBI's taxonomy places the organism in Eukaryota, Fungi, Ascomycota, Eurotiomycetes, Eurotiales, Aspergillaceae. The record is from the annotation of a GenBank genome assembly.